Messenger RNA from Parasteatoda tepidariorum (common house spider), 550 nucleotides. Lineage: Eukaryota; Metazoa; Arthropoda; Arachnida; Araneae; Theridiidae. The record is from RefSeq and is a predicted model, not a curated record.
UAUUAUUAUCCAAUGAAAAUGGUCAACAACACAUGUUUAGUCUUUAUAGCUUUAUCUAUCUUGGCUAUUAUCUUCACAGUUUCAUCUGAAUCCCUGGAUCAAGAUCAAAUGGAUCUUCCAGUCCUGCAGAAACGACCGUUCUGCAAUGCAUUCACUGGCUGUGGUAGGAAGAGGAACAGCCUCAGGAGUGAAAACUCUGUCGACAUCUUUGGGAACAGGAGGAGCAGUCAAAACAAAAUCUACGCUCUUAUUCAACAAAAGUUGGCCGAGGUUGAAGCACUGCGAGGAGCUCUGGAUGAGAAAAGGAAAUGAAGCUAUUCGUAAAGUCGACCUCUCAUUAUCGUCCGUAUGUCUGUAGAUGAAGCUGUUUUCUCAGUUUUCUUUACAUUAUCACUGAUUUCAUAAUUAAAACACACCUACUGUAAUAAAUUCUUGUUCGAUCAUUAGAUCAUUUAAAUGCAUGUUCUGUAAUGUACCCGGAUGGUGAAAUAAAUUAUGAUAAGCUGUAAUAAACUGCUGUGAAUAAAGUAUGUAGCUUUUUGUUUGUAAA